AUGCUGCGUGGAGUCACGGAUAUGGCAACAUCCAGGGCUCGUGCUUCGAAGUAUGGUCAGGUGGAUGACGUGACUGACGUGCAGUCCGAUGCCCCGACUGCAGCAGAGGAGUCUUCGCAAGCUGGUGCUGCGAGAAUGCAGUUCGGCAUCUUUGACUCGAAGCCUUCGUCGGCUUCGGCGGCAGAUAAUAAGGGUCCCAAGACCAAGAAGCCACGUGCGAGCAAGAUGCCAGCAUUCCCGCUACCAUCGAACGCCGCUCCUCGGGAGCCAUCGCCCUCUCGCAGCAUCAACGAGCGGCCAGGUUUCUGUGCACAACCCCUCGGCUUCCGUGCAGUCGAUACUGCGGCAGGCAAGGGCAAUAAGAAGGCGAAGGAGCUCAUCACCAAGGCGACCGAGGCACUCGCGAAGCACAAGGACACCUUCAGCGACAGCAACGUCUGGACGAACAGGACUCGCCGGCGUAUCCUUGAGGCGGCCAUCAAAAGCCUUUCCAACCUUGCGAACCAGUUGCUCGCCUUGAACACCGACGCCGCCGACAGCUUGAGCCGGGACAUCACAGAGUGGGCGGAUCGAGCGGAAGUCCGUUUUGAUUCGUUGGCCAGGGUGCGGUCAAUGACCCUGGACUACGCCGAGAUUGAGUCUGUCGCUGAGGAGCAUUUGCAGCCCCUGCGAGAGCUUGGUGUGGCCAUGCUUUCCAAUGUGAUCCUCUUCGUGGCCGGUGAGUGCUUGAAGCACAUGGAGAAGGUUUGA
This is a messenger RNA of Symbiodinium necroappetens, 750 nucleotides long. The record is from the annotation of a GenBank genome assembly. Lineage: Eukaryota; Dinophyceae; Suessiales; Symbiodiniaceae.